Molecule: messenger RNA, 6924 nt
Organism: Cricetulus griseus (Chinese hamster)
Lineage: Eukaryota; Metazoa; Chordata; Mammalia; Rodentia; Cricetidae
Source: RefSeq, a predicted model, not a curated record
CUCUAGGGCGUGUGGGCCGACCUCGGCGGUUGGAGUCGCGGUGCGGGCCUGCGGCGGACGCCCAUGGAGAAGGCUGGGCGUGAGGGUGACGGCGCCCCCUGCGGGCCUGUCCUGCACAUCGUGGUGGUCGGCUUUCACCACAAGAAGGGCUGCCAGGUUGAAUUCUCUUACCCACCACUGAUUCCAGGAGAUGGACAUGACAGUCACGCUUUACCUGAAGAAUGGAAGUAUUUGCCUUUCCUCGCCUUACCAGAUGGUGCACAUAACUAUCAGGAAGAUACUGUGUUUUUUCACUUGCCACCCAGAAAUGGAAAUGGAGCCACCGUAUAUGGUAUCUCUUGCUAUCGACAAAUUGAAGCCAAGGCAUUAAAAGUAAGGCAAGCUGACAUCACCAGAGAGACUGUUCAGAAAAGUGUCUGUGUUUUGAGCAAGCUGCCUCUUUAUGGCUUACUUCAAGCAAAACUUCAACUCAUUACACAUGCAUAUUUUGAAGAGAAAGAUUUUUCCCAAAUUUCUAUUCUAAAGGAGCUCUAUGAGCAUAUGAACAGUUCCUUAGGAGGGGCCUCAUUAGAAGGAUCACAGGUGUAUCUUGGUCUGUCUCCUCGAGAUCUUGUCCUUCAUUUUCGACACAAGGUCUUGAUCCUGUUUAAGCUAAUUCUUCUUGAAAAAAAGGUUCUUUUUUACAUUUCUCCAGUGAAUAGAUUGGUGGGUGCACUAAUGACCGUGUUAUCCCUUUUUCCAGGAAUGAUUGAACAUGGCCUCAGUGACUGUUCUCAGUAUAGACCCCGAAAGAGUAUGUCUGAAGAUAUUGGACUUCAACAAAGUAAUCCCCCUGCAGAUGAUUUUAUUUCUGAGUCCACUUCUGACAUUUCAAAUACCAACUUGGGAACUGUCACAAAAAUCAUUUCAGGAAACCAUGGAGGAGACACUGUCCUCCAGUUGGAAAAGCCUUGUUUCCAGGUAGAAGAUAACAACAACAAAGAACAAGAACCCAGUGAUACUGGCCGCUAUUUGAAACUCCCACCUCGGCCAUCUCCAGAGUCUUCAGAAAGUGACUGGGAAACUUUGGAUCCUAGUGUUUUAGAGGACUCUAGCUUGAAAGAAAGGGAACAGAUGGAGUCAGACCAGACAAACAUAUUUCAAAAAGACUCUGUGCCCUCCGACAGUCCUCCAAUUACUGUACAACCUCAAGCUAACACCAGGCAGGUGGUCCUGAUACCAGGACUCAUUUCUGGUUUGGAAGAGGACCAAUAUGGCAUGCCUCUGGCCAUCUUUACAAAGGGAUAUCUGUGUUUGCCUUACAUGGCAUUGCAGCAGCAUCAUCUUCUCUCUGAUGUCACUGUUCGGGGAUUUGUGGCUGGAGCUACUAACAUCCUCUUUCGACAACAGAAGCACCUCAGUGAUGCCAUUGUGGAAGUAGAAGAGGCACUAAUCCAGAUCCAUGAUCCGGAACUUAGGAAGCUGCUUAACCCAACCACUGCAGACCUAAGGUUCGCAGAUUACCUAGUGAGGCAUGUGACUGAGAACCGCGAUGAUGUCUUCCUGGAUGGCACAGGCUGGGAGGGAGGUGACGAAUGGAUCCGGGCACAAUUUGCAGUCUACAUCCAUGCUCUGCUGGCUGCUACACUGCAGUUAGAUAAUGAAAAGAUGUUAUCAGACUAUGGAACUACUUUUGUUGCCGCCUGGAAGAAUACUCACAACUACAGGGUAUGGAACAGCAAUAAGCACCCAGCACUUUCAGAGAUAAACCCAAACCAUCCUUUUCAAGGCCAGUACUCAGUGUCAGACAUGAAACUCAGAUUCUCACAUUCUGUUCAGAACAGUGAACGUGGCAAAAAAAUUGGCAAUGUCAUGGUCUCAACUAGCCGGAAUGUGGUACAAACAGGAAAAGCUGUCGGCCAGUCAGUGGGAGGAGCUUUUUCCAGUGCAAAGACAGCUAUGUCUUCCUGGCUAUCUACUUUCACCACAUCCACCCCUCAGAGUCUUCCUGAGCCACCCAAUGGGAAGCCUUGAGGCCAACAGCAGAAGUUGCUUUGUUCUCUAAGGUGUAAUGCUCCCUCCUCAUCUGUUGCUCCCAGGGUCUCCUCUAUCUACGGGUCCAUACCCAGGGACCAAGAUAGCAAAGUGUUUACAUGGACGGUUGCACUCUGUCUAAAUGAAUGUUCCAGGAUGCUGAACACAUGAAACCACAACCAUAGCAGGACUUGAUUUCCAGGUUGGGGGUUAAAUUGACUACUUUUACUUCAUUCUGAGCCUAAUUAAUGUACACAAUGAACCUUCUAGUGAAUUUUAAGUUCUGAGAUUGUACAUUUGUUUACGUAGAAUUUUUACAUAUGUAUAUUUUGUUCUAUUUUGCUGUUUAAAUAUUUAGAUGGUCAUUGUAAUUUAUAUUGACUAAAAUUAAGUUAUAUUACUAUUCUCUGAAGUUAGCCCUAAAAUAUACUUGUAAAGUAUAGGGACUAUGCAUUCCGGCCUAUAUUACUCUGCUGAGUUCUAGGAUGAACUUUUGUGGGGGUGGGGCAUGGAAGGGACCUUCUACCCACUGAACACAUUUACCAGCUCAUUUCUUCCCAGAGCUGUGAAAGUCAAGAGGGAAAGCUCUAAAGAUGAGUUGUCAUUUUAGAUGUGUUUCUUUGUGACAAAGUUGGUGUGAGGCAGCAAAGACGCCACUGUGCUUUCCUCCUGCUGGCAGUGACCAUUCAGGGAAACAGCAGUGGUGGCUCAGGAGCACGGAAGGGUUGGCACAUGUCUGUAGAGCAGUAUUUUAAUGACCCAUGUGCCGGCAUGAUCAGCUCCAGUUAUGUUGUAGUCUUAAUCAGCACUUUGUUAUCUAAAAUGUGUGCCUUGUUUCUUCUUGUGAAUGGUUGUCCAUUGGAUCUUGACAGAUCUGCAGGCCUUCUUUAGUCUUAUUCUGCAUCGAGUCUUUCAGAGAUAUUUGGCCUUCCUACUUCCCUGACUGAAAAUCCUCCUUUAGUCAGAUCUACCACCUUUAAAAGAAAAACAAAGUGACCAAUAAAGGUCACAACAAUAUAGACCACAACUUAGCUCACACGUAGAAAACCAAGAAGUGGGCUAGGGGAUUGACUUAGUGAGGAAAAGCGAUUAAUGUACAAACCUGACAACCUGUGUUCAGAUCCCUGGAAUCUGAAUAAUCUGUAAUCCCAGUGUUCCUAUAGUGAGAUGGGAGUCAGAGUCAGGACAGUGUUCUGGAAGCUCACAAACCAGCUAGUCUGGAGUGUGCAGUGAAUUGACAGAAAAAAAGACAGAUCCUGCCUCAAAACAAGGUGGAAAAAACCAACUCUUGAAAAUUGUCCUCUGACUUCUGCGUGGGUAGUGUGUCAUUGUACAUGCUUACACAAACACACACACACACACACACACACACACACACACACACACACACGCACGCACGCACACACGCACACGUACCCCUCAGAUGAUAGAAAUGUAAGAAGCAAGAGAAUGAGCCCACAGCCAUGCUGUGAGUCACUUGUUAGGUAAAGUACAACUAGUUUCAUGUUACUACAGGCAUGAAUUGGCCAACUUCUCAUGAUUUGUACAUAGCUGGAGUUCAUGUGUUUAUCAUUCAUAACUGACAUUUGCUUUUCAGGGGAUCCUUAAUGGGGGCUCUCAGGGACUACUUUUGGGGAACAGUCUGCCUUUUUAGUAACAGAAGACAUGUGGAAUAAUCAUAUCUACAUAUUUUUUAACAAGCACUGGAAAAGUAAGGGGCCUAAUUAAGGACAUGGAUUAUAUUCCAUUUAUCCCUUAUGCCCUAAAGACUAUGAAAGAACAUAGGGCAUAAUCUAAUAUCUCUAAAGCUUUGCAAUUUGCACUUCCACACAAAACACAAACUACUUCCAAUUGGGCAUAAUACCUUGAGAGAAUCCAGUGACAAUAAAUUGAUUAAUAUGAGAUAAAUAAAUUGUUUAAUGGGAGAACACCAUUCAUUUGCUUCAGCCAGGGAAUAUUUAUUUGAAAGAGAAGUAGUAAAGCCACACGAAGCUGAAAGGCAUUUUAAUCAGUGUUUUGCUGAAACUGUUGGUUUUCUUAGAUAUCAUUCAUGUAGCUACAGCAUGACAAUGGACCUGUGGUAGUUGGCAUUGCUAGGAGCCCUGACUCGUUAGUCAAUAAGAUAAUAAUUCAUUCUUUAGUUUGCACCAGGUGUGUAUGACUGGGUAUAUGCCUGCUGUCACUUAAAAAGCAAUGCAACACUCACCUUGGAAUAUACUUGAAGAAAAAAGUUAAAUGAAAUUUAAUUCUGCUUUUGUAUCACAUUCCCCAUUUGAGUGUGUGUAUGGGUCCCUCUGCAUAGGAUCUUACAGUCUGACUACACAAGUCUCUAAAUUGCCAUCCUCCUGCCUCUGUCUCCCAAAUAACUGGGAUUAUAGGAGUUUACCACUCUGCUAAGCUUAAGUGUGUAUUUUAAUUAAAUCUUCUCUUAAUGUAAAUUAAAACUUAACUCUUAAAAUGGUCACUUUACUGGCUUUCAGCAUAUAAUAACUUAUCUUGGAAUAUAAAACAUCCUAGAAUGGUCAGAGACCAUAUGCCUGCUUCCUUCAGGUUCAGGGAAGCAUUGACUUUUCAAGGGCCAUAUGCCAUUUUCUUGUUGGCAGGGGCACUCCUGUAGCCAGUGUUGUGGAGAAUAAGAGAUGUGGCCCUAGCCCAGGGAGCCCACACACUGCUUUAGGCACCAGUGAGAGAGACUAACUGAUGAGUAGUCUCCAAACACUGACGCCGUAGCCCUGGAACCAAUACCAGGCCUUUUGACUCUUGCCUGCAGAGUUAUGGAUGUUGAAGCCCACACUUUUCUCCAGUGACCAACAAUGCUUUUGUGUCUAAGAACUGAGUGUUUGUAACUAGACCUGAGGAAGUGAAAGUCAACGAACAAUUUUCAGGUUUACAGGAUGCAGACAUUGUCGGUAGCUGUACUGCUUGCUGUCCAGGUGGUUUUGAGGAAGCCCAUGAUAUUCCUAGCAUAGUGACAGUGACAUUGAUAAGGGAGAGAGUUAAAACUGUGAAUCUUGGCUAGAUGAGUAGAAAUUCUGAAGCUGCAGGUAACAGAGGUGGAGAACAAUUUUAUAUGUAUAUUUGAUUCAUGAAGAAUAUGAAUUGGCCAGGCCGUGGUGGCGCACGACUUUAAUCCCAGCACUUGAGAGGCAGAGGCAGGCGGAUCUCUGUGAGUUUGAGACCAGCCUGGUCUACAAGAGCGAGUGCCAGGAUAUGCUCCAAAGCCACAUAGAAACCCUAUCUUGAAAAACCAAGAAAAAAAAAAAAAGAAUAUGAUUUGCCCAUCCCUAAAUCCAUUCAUGAUUCACUAGCCCCCACGCCUGAAAGCAGUUCUCCUCUCUCUUUGAAUUAAGAAACAGCAGGGCCUUCUUGAACACAGGACAUACUUCCUCCACCCUGUUGCUUUCCAGGUUUUGAACUAAGCAGUUACUGUUCUUUAGAAUAGCUUUCCUUAGAAACUCAAGGAGAAAGCAAAUCCGGAAAACAAAAAUGAAGUGUUGCACAGCUGGGGAGCAGGGCACUCAAAGUCUGAAUGAGAGUAUUUUGUCAUCAGUGUUUAACCUAUUUCAGGUAUGAGUUCUUUAGAGGAGUUAGAACUGUAAUCAGCUAUUUGCGUUUCUAAAUGAAGCUGUAACAUUCUUUUCCUGAUAGGCAGGGUUUAUUGAAGCUGUAUAUUCUCUGGAGAAAAUUUUGUGGGAGUUAACAGUCAGUGGCCCCUUUCCCUCCCAUGUUGAUAGGUUUGGAAGUCCUGCAGGCCAUCAUCCUCAUCUAUACCCACAGGCAGACAUCUGCUGCAGCCUCCACAGAAGGCAGUCUGCUAGGGCAGAAGCUGCUGACUGGUCUGUGGUGCUAAGUGCACCAGCCUGUUAGUGUAUUGGGGCAUUGCUUGGGAUUUCUGAAGUGGCAAGAUUCGCACACUCUGGUUCCUUAUUGAAAAAUGGCCCAGCAUUCCUGGCUUUCCAUGCCAUCUCUCGGGAGCCUUUAACUGUGAUGGAUACUCCCCAAAGCACUCGAAGAUAGCCAUCAUAACAUGCUGUGCCGCUGGGUCUUUCUCAUUCCAAGUCUUCUGUCUUCGUUGCUUUGGAAUUGCUUUUUCAUAUUUCCCAACAUUCCACAAACUUUUCAGAAACAAAGAAAAGGAAUGUGCAUCUUUAUUUUUUCAUAUAAAAAACUUCAUAAAAAUGACUUCCUACCUAUAUGUUAUGAAGAAGAAACUGGCUCCCUUAUGUGUUAGAACACUCCAAAAUUAAAAGGUUAUGCAUGUCUAAGGGGUUGGAUAUAUUUUGUAAAACUCUGAAUACAUUUGUAUUUCUGUGCUGUUCAUAAAUUUACCUUUUUACUUAUACUAAUUAAAGAUAUAGAAAGCUAUAUAUUUAAAUCAUGUAAAUGGAACACAAUUUAAGGGGGUUUCAAAUCUUAUUUCUCAUCAGCUUCUCAUGCACAUACUAUGCUGCUCAAGUUUCUUUUGUGUGCAAUAUAAACAUUUGAACAUUUCAAGUCAGGUACUGAGCCAGAAAAGGUCAUUGAAGUUUUCAGAAAACUGCUUAGAAAAUAUUUUAUUUUCUUGAAAUACUGUUCUUUUAUAGCUAGAAAAACAAGAUUGAGAAUUGCAUGUUUCAGUCCACUUGAUAAUCAUUUCUAAAUUUAGGAAGCAUUUGAUUAAUGAAUUGGUGAAGGCACUUAGUGGUUGGAAAGUAGUUUCUAAGGAAGUUUAGCUAUAGCACAUAUUUUAUCAGAGAAAUUGCUUCUCUUUAGUAGUUUUGUAGUUUGUGCUGGUUCAUUUCUAUCGUCAUUUGUUUUUUUAAAGUGUAUUCAAGUUAUAUAUCAUGUCUAAUCAUGCUAACUGUAGAGAUUCUAUUGUACCUUUAUUUUAAGCAAAACCUGAUAAUAAAAUUAUCCUGUUUCUCUUGCACA